UGAAGGCUAGCGCUUGGUUUGAAUAUUUUGCGCCUAAAAAGUUGUUUUCUAGAUUUUACUGUUCUUAGCUACGUACAUCUCUGCCAAUUUUAAUUACCAAACGAUAUUCAAAAUGAUGAGAAAACGUACAUCUUUUACACCACAAACAUUGUGUUAUCCUCCAAUCUACAAAAUUAAACUAGUUAAGUUAUCUGAACUUGAGAAUCUUUUCGCUAAUGAGAUAUUGGGUUCAGCUCCAACUGGCAAAGUGCACGAAUGCAUGAUAAGAUAUGUCACUUCAUUCAUUGAACCAAGAGAUUGGCGGGCUAUUUGGCGAACAUCUAAAAUUGGUAUCAACUCGACUGGGAUCGUUUGUGACUUUAUAGUUGAAGUUUUGGAUGUUGCUCACAAUGCUUUGGAAGCUUCUGUAUCGAUUGACAAACUACUCUAUCCAUCAUUGGCAGGGGGUGACUGUAACGAGGAGGAAAGAGUUGAAAUUGAAAAGCUUAUGAAGCAGAAAAUUGUCAAUGUACCUUUGACCGAGCUCUACGUUAUCAAUGAAAAUGAUGAUGAAUAUUCCGUAACUGCAGUUGUUAUUGAACAUGUUAGAUUCUUCUAUCGCCAUAUUUGGAGACCAUGGGAUGAUAUUAUUACUCGACCUUCCGUUGAGUCGUUUGCUGAAAAUUUCUUAUCCGAAAGAUUGAGAUUAUACUUUGAGAUCAGUUGUGGCUCUAUUAAUCAACCUAUUGUUGAUAGGAUUAACUAUUUACUCGAGGAAGGUGCACGGUUAAAGGCUCGUUUCGAAGAAGUUAAUACAAGAAUGGAAGCUGUCAACCAAGGCUUGGAAGGUGGUGAUUGGGGAACCAACGAAGAAAUUGCUAUAAAUGACUUUGAUUUAUAUGAAUCUUUACGUCUUCAAAUGAAAUUGGAAGAUUUCGAUUUGGAGAUGACACGGCUGGAAGAUCCUCUUCUUCGAAGAAUUGUUAUGGUUGUAGAUGCUCCUACAGAAUCAAAUGAUCAAGAAAAAAUCCAUGUUGUUGCAGUAAAAUAUAAUUUGACGGUACUUGAGAAGAUAAUGUCUUUUUUGAAAGCAAAUCCAAGAAUAGCAAGCAACAAUCUCGAAUCUCCUCAUAGAAACACCUCUCCUUUGGUUUUCCACCAAGAUUUGCCUUCAGCAUUUGCUUCGACAAAAUCUGGAGAUAAAGUUCUAAUCAUGCCAGGAAAUUAUGCCUGCGUUACGACACUUUGGAUUACUAAAGAUAUUAGCAUUUUGGGUGUUUCAGCAAAAAAGGAAGAUGUAGUUCUUGAAUCGAAUGACCCGACUGGUGAGAUAUUCCUACACUGUGCUUCCGAUGAGGUUUAUAUCUCCAAUAUUACUCUUCGUACGACUGAUCCAUCUCAUGGUAUCCUGCAAGUUCAUUUCGGCCAGACUCAUCUUAAAGACUGUAUUCUUGACGGUGGUCAGUGUCGAACAACCCUAUCUGGUCAACUUUAUCUCACAGAAUGCAACAUACCGCAUCCAUUCACUUUGAACGAAUCUGAAAGUUCAAUCAAAAUCACAUCAUCCAAUCUCAGCGAUUCAUUGGUGUGCUCAAGUCAUUCAUCUUAAAAAGUUUCUUGAUUUUUAUGAAUUUUAAAUUGCGUAUGUUUUAAAGAAUUGCAAAUGUAGCUUUUAAAGGCUGUUACAAUGUUAAAUGACUAUAUUAAGUCUAGUUUAUUUCACUCAAUCGUUUAAAUCAUAUUUCAUUAUUAAAAAUGAUUACAAUAUUAUUGAACAAAUGAAGAUACAAGCUUUCAACUGUUAAUCCUAUUUGAUCAAAGCUUUAUUGAUACAAAUUUCGUCACUUUUUCAUGAAAAACUAAGAAUAGAAUGAAACUUUCCAAUUUAUUACAUCAUUUUAUAAAUUCAUAUCUGAUCGGCAUCAUUUAUUUAUUUCAAUCACCUUCUGUAAGUGAACCGUAUUUCUAUUUACAUUGAUUAGAUGUUAUCUAAAAUUAGUGGAUUGCUCUGACUUGUUCAAUUUAUCCUUUAAUUGUUGUAUUUCUUGCUUCCGAUUACCCCUUCCAUCAUCGAGAUGAUUACCAAAAAUAAAUAUUUCAAUAUCUACAAGUAACUAGUGAUGAAAUUUGUUUAAA
This is a messenger RNA of Tetranychus urticae (two-spotted spider mite), 2115 nucleotides long. RefSeq names its product SHC binding and spindle associated nessun dorma (gene nesd). The record is from RefSeq and is a predicted model, not a curated record. Gene Ontology annotation, biological process: spermatogenesis; male meiosis cytokinesis. Lineage: Eukaryota; Metazoa; Arthropoda; Arachnida; Trombidiformes; Tetranychidae.